This is a messenger RNA of Gloeophyllum trabeum ATCC 11539, 1089 nucleotides long. RefSeq lists its product as uncharacterized. The transcript has 6 exons. Lineage: Eukaryota; Fungi; Basidiomycota; Agaricomycetes; Gloeophyllales; Gloeophyllaceae. The coding region runs from base 1 to 1089 and encodes 362 amino acids. The record is from RefSeq and is a predicted model, not a curated record.
AUGCCCUUGCCAGCGCUUUAUUCUUCAGAAACCCAAGAAGAGGAGCAAUGGCAAGGUCUCCAAAAAGAAGAGGUCUCCGAGGAUGAGGCCCGUCGUGAGGCCAACACCGGGUUCCGCCAGGUCCCAAAAGAAGACGACGGGGCUGGACAAAGGCCUGCUCAAAAAGGAAAAGGAAAGGCCUACAGUCGCGGAGGAGAAAAAAGAUACAAGGCUGAUGGGGAAAUCGAAAAUGACGUCGCACCUUCAAGGGGUCAAUAUGAGUCUACAUUUCAGAAGCAAGGCCUGGCUGCCGAUCGCAAUGGGCAAUCUCCCUUCCGGUACCUUGAUGCUCAGCACGGCGUACCUCAGGAGGGUGAAUUCCACUGGAAGCUUUGUGUCAAGAGCUCACGUAGGAUUGUUGUCGUUGAGAGGAGUGGCGAGUACACUGGUCGGGACUUAGUCAAGGUUCAGGCGGCCUGGGCAAGAACACUGAUGACUAUAUUAUCCACUUUGUUGGUCUUGAGAGACUGGGACGCUGGUGUCACUCUGGCUGAACAGGGCCUCCCCGAGGUUGCCACUGAUGAAGAGCUCGAUGUCUCUGACAAUGAGGACCUAUCAGGCCUCCCUUCCUCUCAUCCUCGACCUAAGCCCCGGCCUGCAUACAAAGGAGCCAAGUCGCAGUCUGGUUUUAUCCUCUGUAAGGGCAAGAUGUACAUGAGUGAGGCUGAUGCCUUGGAAAGUAGUGAGUUGUCCUCAUCGGAUGGAGAGGAAAUGGGUAACAGUGAGGGGGACGAGGACAAAGUGAGGGGUCAGGAGAUUGGUGAAAAAAACUUGAAGGAAGAGGGUUCCCGGAAGUCAGGGCAACUUAGUGGCAAGAGGAAGAGGAGCUAUGCUGAGGAUAGUGAUAUAGAGUUUGUCGAGGGUCUGAGCACCAAGAAGGCGAAGGUGGAGGCUGAUAAUGAUGGCUCCUCCGGGAGUGGGUCAACGUCUAUGGCUGGUGCUGGUGUUAUGGACUCGGGGGCAACUACGUCUGGAGGCUCAUUUUGGGGACUGAAGCCCAACUUGCCUUCACCUGGUAAACCUCGUACUAGCCCUUGGCCGACACUCUAA